AUGUUAUGGACUAUGCGAGAAAAAACAAUUACCUUUCAUUGCAUAGGUACAAGAAUUCUCGUGCGGCAGCAGGCAACUGAUAUGGCCGCGGUCCGCGACGACAUUCCUAAAGAAGAUCAAGCAGAUAAGAAGCCUCAAGAUGACGAGAAACCCAAAAUUGACCCGGCAAAGGAUGAAAACCGCGUUGAAGCCAAUGCUGACAAAAAUGGGACAGGUGAAAAAGCGGAAGCAAAAAGGACGCCAGUAGAAGGUGAAAACGAGGAGAAAAAGAAAGUAAAGGAUAAACCAAAGGAGAAGGACGUACAUGUACUUGGCAAGAAUGCUGAUGGUAGAGAAAAACAAAGAACCAUAGUCUUCAAAGUUCCAUCAGAGAGAAAACCCGUCUGGAGUGACAUUAAAAUACAAAAUCCCACCAGCGAUCGUAAAACAUUCAAAGUAAAAUGCACUUCAGCCGAAUAUUUCCGCGUACAGCCUCCGUUUGGCUUCAUCAAACCUAUGGACACGGCGAGGAUUCGAGUCUGGUUCCAGAACAGGAACGGAGUUCCAACAGAUGGAAGAAGACACUAUUUUGCCGUGUAUUUUAUGUCAGCGCCAGACGGAAAGAAAACGAUCAAAGAUUUAUGGCACAAAAACGCAAGGCAGGAGGGUAUCUGUCGCAUAAAUGCUGUCUUCGAAAGAAUUGGAGACCACUCUCCAGAAGCUAGAUCUGCUGAUUGCAAAACUUCAAAAGAACCAGAUAAAUAG
Messenger RNA from Necator americanus (New World hookworm), 744 nucleotides. RefSeq lists its product as uncharacterized. The record is from RefSeq and is a predicted model, not a curated record. Bases 1 to 744 code for a protein of 247 amino acids. The transcript has 6 exons. NCBI's taxonomy places the organism in Eukaryota, Metazoa, Nematoda, Chromadorea, Rhabditida, Ancylostomatidae.